AUGCGGAGCCUGCAAAGGUGGACUGGUUACUUUUUGCGCGACGCUCUCUUCAAAGCGGAUUUUGCCACACCAGACUCCUCAGCCACGUUGCGCUUUCUGGACCUCCUCUUCGCAGCAGAUUUCUUGCUCGCCCCGGCUUUCCUGUUCUUCGCAGGGGAUGACCGACCAGUUGCGGACUUGCUGCGUCUAGACCUUCGCCUCUUGCUCUUCCCUGACGUCGCCUUCCUUGCCCUGGACCUCCUAGUCGUGGCGCUGGCACUUCUAGCCCUCGAGCGCGAUGACGGGCGGCGCCUGGUGCGCCUCGUCGUUCUUCGCUUUGCCGGAGUCGCGGAAGACGACCUGGAACGGCUCCUGGAAGCAGCAGCCCUGUUCCUUCUGCGUCCCCGGACUCGGGAGCCAGACGCCAUGGGGGCGCCCUCGCCUACCCCGCUGGUGGAUGCGGGUGCCAUGAGAGGGAUUCAGUCCGCCGGGCCUCGAGGUUCUCUCUGUCUCACGUCUGGGCCUAGGUGCAGCGGUCUCGCUUAUCAAACCGGGGGACAGUCGAAGUCUCUCUGGAUGGGCGGCUGCUUGCUAGCGGGCCGGAACCUCGCGGGCAGGCGACGUCGGACGCCGAACGGGAACGCGGACUCCCCCUGGAUGUCAGCAAGGCGGGCCAAGGGCGUCGCUUCCUCUUCGGGACUGCUGGCCUGUUCGUGA
Ixodes scapularis (black-legged tick) is the source of this 696-nucleotide messenger RNA. RefSeq lists its product as uncharacterized. Bases 1 to 696 code for a protein of 231 amino acids. Lineage: Eukaryota; Metazoa; Arthropoda; Arachnida; Ixodida; Ixodidae. The record is from RefSeq and is a predicted model, not a curated record. The transcript is spliced from 3 exons.